This is a messenger RNA of Trypanosoma brucei brucei TREU927, 2580 nucleotides long. RefSeq lists its product as hypothetical. The record is from RefSeq and is a predicted model, not a curated record. Bases 1 to 2580 code for a protein of 859 amino acids. The transcript has a single exon. Lineage: Eukaryota; Euglenozoa; Kinetoplastea; Trypanosomatida; Trypanosomatidae. Gene Ontology annotation, molecular function: protein binding.
AUGCCACCACCGGCUCUACCAACAAUUCGCCACCCAAGUGGUCUCCAGAAACCUCCACUGCCUGCAAUCAGGAAACCCACCAUGGAUGAUGGAGUCGCGCGGAUGUUGGAAACUGGAAACUUGUCUGCAGAUGUUGAUUUGGAGGAAUUCUUCAAUAAAGAAGGUGUCUUUAAAGCCGUGAAGGCACCAGUACACCCCGUUAAGGAGCGACAACUUCCCAGAGUCAUGACAAAGACGUCUUCGUACGCAAGAUACAAUGGAGUAUUGUUAGACAUCGAGGACAUCCGUAAGAUUCCACCGAAGUUGAAUUUGCAGGAUCUUCGGGAGUGGGAAAAUGGUGUAGAUGAUGACGACGAUGCAAGCGAUGUGACGUCUUCGUUGUACGGCACAGUACUAAAGAACGCUGGAGAAAUCAUGACCCAUUUGCAGGCUCCGCAGCGUAAUGACACACGUACAUAUGUAGAACUUUUAGAUGAGUACUCUAUGCACGAAUUUAUUAUCAGAAAGGGAAUGACGCUCCGAAAUACACCGGAGUUUGCCUCUUUCAAGCGUCGAUAUAAUUCCUGUUGGGGCAACAUCGAGCAUAUAGUGGUGAAGUUGGAGAACUUCCUCAAAAUGUAUAACGUCGAACUUGCUUUUGUGGAUGGUAGAAAAGUCGCUGAGUUAGCUGCCUUUCAAGUGGAUGACAUUUUGAAGCGUGAGGAUCUGUUACAGUGCUUUGCAAAUCACGAAGAAGUAGAAGAGAUGACUGCAAAUGUGUCACAGUUGUAUGCCGCUGCAGACAGCGGCCGAAAGUUGGCAGUAGAAAAAAUUCAAGCUACGUGGCGUAUGUACCAACAGCGCAUCGCCUAUCGGCAUUUACUUGAUGGAAAGAAGGCUGCCACUACCGUACAGCGCGCAUGGACGUUAUACCGGUUGCAUUGUACAACGAGGAAGACAAUCAAGGCGUUACGCGAAACGCGUUUACUUCGGUGGAAACACACGAUGGAAGAGUUUAUAAGGAAGUGGCCCAAGAUCAGGGAUGGGCCUCGACGCAUCAUCCAUGUGCCGUCGUUGUCGUAUCCACGCUUUCAUGCGAAGCACGUCCCGUUUUACCUUCUCCUUCAAAUGGGGCAAAUCAUUCGUGUGUCGGAUCUUAAGGAUCCCAACGUUGAAAUAAUUCUUAUUGUCCCCAUGAGGCCGGAACCAGAGAUAUUAGAGUAUUAUUACUCAAUGUUGGCGAGCGCCGGCGUACCAGACGUGAAAAGUCGUUUAACCUUGCUAGUUCCUGAGGAGGCGAAGCGGCUUCCAGGUGUUCUCAGUUUGACGAGGCUGAUGCUUCUCAGCUCAAGGCUGAUGAAAUGCCUCGCGUCAGCGAGCAAAGGCCGCGACACCUACAUCGUUCCUGGUGUUGUGGGUGCUGAGGAGUUAUCUCUUGCCACCGAACUGAAUGUACCAAUGCUUAGUGCAGAUCCAAAUAUUGCUCAGGCGUUUGGAACAAAAAGUGGGGGUCGGCGGCUGAUGGAUUUAGCGGCCGUGCCGGCCCCUCCCGGUGCGCAUGGGCUCAACGAUAGGAAUGAUCUUCUCUCUGCGUUGGCGUUGCUUAUGGUUAAUUACAGGGAGGUUUCUCGGUGGCUUGUUAAGUUAGAUACAGAAUCUGGGAGUCGUGGUCACGCUUAUUUUGAUGUGAAUCGUAUUCACGUCAUGGCUGGCGUCGACGAGAGCAAGAAGACGUAUGAAAAUGUUUUAGCUGAACUUAAGCAGCACGCCGGUAAGCGGGCCCGGCUGCUUAAUCCGCUUAGUUACUCUGACUGGGAAGCAUAUCUGAAUAUGUUCGACGUGGUUGGAGGUUGUGUAGAGGCGGUACCCAAUCGAAUUAAGACAUCCCUGACGGCAAAUCUUUUCGUGGAACCGAGCGGUGUAGUGGCAGUUAACUCUGUUGUAGAACCGAUGCUUGCUCCUGCUUUUACGGUUAUUGGAUGUCAGUAUCCGUUUUCAAAGGUGGUCCCGUACGCUGCGGUGCGUGAUGCAGCGCUGGCUUUGGCCAAGGCUGCGUAUCACAAGGGUAUUAUGGGCUACAUGUCUGUUGAUUUUGUUGUCACAGAUGUCAGCGAGAAUUCUUUACCUCGGUUGUAUGCGGUUGAUGUUGACCUUUGCUUAACCAAUAACGCAGCAGCGCAUAGCUUCGCCUGUCUAGUGGCCGGUUGUGAAUGGAAUGCCGAGGAGGGAACCUGCUUAUUCCGUGGCACCGCUAAUAGUCUGUCAUAUGCGUAUAGUGGGUUGAUAUAUAGCCCACUUCUCGCUUCCGUGAGGCACAAGUCAUUCUUUACUCUUUGUCAUCGAAAGGGGUUAACAUUUGAUAGCCAAUUACAGUCUGGUAUUGUGUAUCACCUACUUUCCAUUAUCACAUGUGGCUGCGUUGGUGUGUUGUCUCUCGGAACACAGCGCAAUGUUGUGGCCAGGAAAAUGAAGGAAUUUCAAAGCUUACUGAACUUGGAGUUGCCAAAACAGGGCGAGCACACGGGGGAAAGUAACAUCAUGUACUUCUAUUCUGCAACCCACCAACUGGUACGUUCUGUGCAAGUAUCUGAAAUGAAGUAA